This is a messenger RNA of Dioscorea cayenensis subsp. rotundata (Guinea yam), 1900 nucleotides long. Its product is annotated as pentatricopeptide repeat-containing protein At3g04760, chloroplastic-like. Gene Ontology annotation, molecular function: protein binding. The transcript has 2 exons. Bases 38 to 1540 code for a protein of 500 amino acids. Lineage: Eukaryota; Viridiplantae; Streptophyta; Magnoliopsida; Dioscoreales; Dioscoreaceae. Gene Ontology annotation, cellular component: chloroplast. The record is from RefSeq and is a predicted model, not a curated record.
UUUUUCACAAAAUCUCAUCCAAAAAAAUAAAGCAAAAAUGAACACCACCAUCUUCCCUCCCAAACUCCCCAUCCUCCCAACCACCAAAACCACCACCUUCAGAUGCACCACCACCACCACCACAAAACCACCACCACCACCACCACCUUCACACUUCCAUAAACUCCUAAAGAGGUCAUACAAAGCCAAAAACUUCAAUGAAUCCCUCUACUUCCUCUCCUACUUAACCUCCAAAGGCCACCAACCAGACCUCAUCCUCUCCACCAAACUCCUCACCACCUUCCUCUCUUCUGGCCAAAUCUCCAAAGCUCUCAAAGUCAUGCAAAUUCUUGAGUCCCAUGGCCAUCCUGACACCUUCUCCUACAACUCCCUCCUUUCUGGCCUUCUCAAAUCCAACCACUUCUCCACUGCUCUCCAAUUCCUCCCUCGCAUGCGCCUCCAUUCUUGCCCUCCAGAUAUCAUCACUUACAACAUCCUCUUAUCCCAUCUUUGCAACUCCUCAAAUAACAACCUCCUUCGUUUGGCCAUGAAUGUCUUGAACCAAAUGAUUGAUGACCAUUGCCAACCUUCAGUUGUUACAUACACUAUCCUCAUUCAAGCUAGCAUUAAGCGAGGUGGGAUUGAGGAAGCAUUGAAGGUUUUGAGUGAGAUGUCCUCUAAAGGACUUCAACCUGAUAACUAUACUUGGAAUGCUGUCAUUAAAGGUCUUUGUAAACAAGGCUUGGUUGAUUCUGCUUAUGAUCUUGUUUCCAAGCUUUGGCCUUGUGAUCACAAUUACAACACUGUUUCUCAUGAUCAAUAUCAACAACAAGUGCCUGAUGUUGUUUCUUAUAACAUCUUGUUGCGUGCUUUCUUGGAUGAGAGGAGAUGGAAAGAUGCCGAGAGAUUGAUGAAUGAGAUGAUGAUGGUUAGAGGCCGGCAACCGAAUACUGUCACUUACAGUGUUCUCAUCAAUGCGCUCUGUCAGGAAGGCUUGGUAGAGAAAGCAAGAGAAGUGUUGUUUGAUAUGAUAUCGAGAGGAUUGAAGCCGAACACUUACAGCUAUGAUCCUCUAGUUUCAGCAUACUGUAAACAAGGGAAAUUGGACUUGGCAAUCGAAUUUAUGGAUCAUAUGGUUUCAAAUGGUUGUCUUCCUGAUAUAGUGAACUUCAACACAAUUAUCGCCGCUCUUUGCAAGAAUGGUAACUCCGAUCAAGCUCUACUAGUGCUCGAGAAGCUAAGAGAGAGUGGUUGCACACCGAAUUCUAGCACAUACAAUGCGGUGAUCGGUGGCUUAUGGAAUAGCGGGAAAAAGGCGAAAGCUCUUGAAAUGGUAUCAGAAAUGCUCGAGAAUGGGAUCGACCCGGAUGAAGUCACUUACAAUGUGAUAAUCUCAUGCUUGUGUAGAGAUGGAAUGGUGGAUGAGGCUGCAGAGAUGAUGAAGGAUAUGGAGAGAUGCGGAUUAAAUCCUUCGGUUAUUACUUACAAUGCCGUGAUUCUCGGGUUCUCGAAAGCACACCGAAAUGGAUAUGGCUAUCGAUGUUUUUGCCGAGAUGGUUGAGAAGGGAUGUAAGCCUAAUGAAAAUAGUUAUGUGAUUUUGGUUGAAGGAAUUGGGUUAUGCUGGGCAUAGAACUGAGGCAAUGGAGUUGGCAAGAGAGCUUGUGAAAAGAAAUGUUGUCUCUGGUGAUUCUGUUCAUAGGCUCAAUAGAACUUUUCCAAUGCUUAAUUUGUUCAGAGAAAUUCCUCAAUCAAAGCUCAAAGUGUGAUUGAUUGAUUUAUUUUAUUCAAUUGUAAAGCAAAUCAUCAUUUGUAGAUUUAUUAACAAGCACUUGAUUUGGUGACAAUGCCGGGAAUUUGAUCCUUUGUUGAGAUUACAAUUAGGUGACAGUUUAUGCGAUUUUAUUUUAUUUUAUUUUUUUU